AGAGAAGUUAACUUCUCAGUAAUUGACGGUCGCGUGUGGGACACUAGGGGUCCGCAAACAUGAAGCUGUGUCUCACUUUUAUAGAAAAUGAGUUUCGGGGCGAGCUCCUGAAUCAGCGGUGGACGCGAGGCGAGAGGAUCAGCCGCUGCCAGUCCACACAGAGGCUGCAGAGCAGACCAAUCAAAAUGAGUGUGGAGAGUGAUGACAAGCAAAGCACACGCACACGCUCCAAGGGAAUCAGAGUUCCCAUAGAGCUUGUUGGACAAGAGCUAAGCUGCCCCACCCCUGGAUGCAAUGGCUCUGGCCACAUCAGUGGGAGAUAUUCACGACACAGAAGUGUGUUGGGCUGCCCCUUGGCCAGGAAGAGACGUCUGGCGGAUGCUGAGGCAGUGCAGGAGCAGCCCUUCUCUAAAAGGAAGUCCCACCCUCUAAAGCUGGCCAUGGACGAGGGCUUCAGCGUGGACAGUGAUGGGAGUAGCGAGGAGGAGGUGGAGGCCAGGGAGGAGGAAGAGGAGGAGAAGGAGAAGGAGGAGAAGACAGAGGAACAGCCACAGGCACAGCAGGAAGAAAAGCCAGAGGAGGAGCAGGAGGAAGAGGAGGAAGAGGAGGAAGAGGAGGAGAAGGUGACAGAUCAGAAAGAGGAGAGCAUAGAUGCAGAUGAAGAAGAAUGCAUGAUCAUUGAGCCGGUAUCCAGUAAAACAGCAUGUAAAGCUGAGGAGGGGGAAUGGCCUAAGAGAGAGGACUACUCCACCUACCAUCAGAUCCCAACCAACUCUCUACUAAACCUGGGUGGGGUCCCCGACACCACAGAGACCACCUCACAGGAGCCUGUUACCAUGGAGACAGAGAAGGGUGUUACAGCUGUGGAGCAUGCUGCUGUGGUAGUGGAACACUCAGUAGAGGAGGAGGAGGAGGAG
This is a messenger RNA of Coregonus clupeaformis (lake whitefish), 917 nucleotides long. Its product is annotated as myelin transcription factor 1-like. Gene Ontology annotation, molecular function: zinc ion binding. Gene Ontology annotation, cellular component: nucleus. Gene Ontology annotation, biological process: regulation of DNA-templated transcription. Lineage: Eukaryota; Metazoa; Chordata; Actinopteri; Salmoniformes; Salmonidae. The record is from RefSeq and is a predicted model, not a curated record. The transcript is spliced from 7 exons. The annotation marks the transcript as partial.